Periophthalmus magnuspinnatus is the source of this 5593-nucleotide messenger RNA. RefSeq names its product collagen, type XI, alpha 1a (gene col11a1a). The transcript has 67 exons. The record is from RefSeq and is a predicted model, not a curated record. Bases 16 to 5520 code for a protein of 1834 amino acids. Lineage: Eukaryota; Metazoa; Chordata; Actinopteri; Gobiiformes; Gobiidae. Gene Ontology annotation, molecular function: extracellular matrix structural constituent.
UUCCCUGCGGGCGCCAUGGACCUGCAGAGGAGCUGCACGAGGUGGAGGCGCAGGAGCCGGAGCCUGGACUCCGCCGUGGCCGCGUUCAUCACUUUAACCCUGGUUCUACGCGCGUGUCCCGCCGGAGCAGCAGAACCAGUGGACGUCCUAAAAGUAUUAGAUUUUCAAAGUUCCCCUGAAGGAGUGACGAGAACAUCAGGAUUUUGCACACGCAGACGAGCGUCGACGCCGGACACAGCGUUCAGAGUGACCGGCCAGGUCCAGCUCAAAGCCCCCACCACGCAGCUAUUCCCCGGUGGCGCAUUCCCAGAAGACUUCUCGAUCCUGACCACAGUCCGGCCAAAGUCCAGCCUCCAGUCCUUCCUGCUCUCCGUCUAUAACGCUCAGGGAGUCCAACAGUUGGGGGUGGAGGUCGGGAGAGCGCCCGUGUUCCUGUACGAGGAUCAAAAUGGCCGCCCUUCACCUGAGGAUUACCCGCUGUUCAAUACACUGAACCUCGCCGACGGAAAGUGGCAUCGUGUGGCCGUCAGCGUCGACAAGAAAACUGUGACCGUCAUCGUCGACUGUAAAACCAAGAUCACCAAACCUCUGCCCCGAAGUGACCAGGGCACCAUCAGCACCGACGGAGAAACGACCUUUGGCACCAAGAACGAGGAUGAAGGCUUCGAGGGUGACAUCCAGCAGCUCCUGAUCGUGGCCGAUCCCACCGCCGCCUACGACUACUGCGAACACUACAGCCCCGACUGCGACGCCCCCAGUGGACAGAGAGUGCAAGCGCAGGAGCCUGAAGAGAGAACCAAACGUAGUGUCUCCAUGAAAAAGAAGAGGACCACAAAGUCCAUUAGUAAAACCAAAGCAAAGCCGUUUAGGUUCUUGGCUGCCAAAAAAUCACCUGCUAAAAAGUUCCCUCCUAAGAAGAAGCGCCCGAUGCCUGGCUACCAGGCCACGGCCCCGGCCCGCCCCCGAGGGAGUUUUAGGAUAAACAAUGUAGAAGGAGAUUACAAUACAGACACUGACUACGGGACGUUAGACGAGACUCAAACUCAGUCCCCCUCUGACACCAGUGGACCCCACGAGGCGGCGGAGGACGACCUGGUUGGGCGUCUCGUGACCGACGCCACGGCUCAGGAGCCCGCCGCCGUCGCCCCGGAAACGCACGGUUCGGACGCGUAUGACUUUAACGCGUACGACCUAAAGGAGUAUGACUUGGGAGAGGUUGACAGCAAAGUUUAUGAUUACACCGGUUACGACGAUUACGGCCCGGACAAAGCCACGCCCACCGCGGCCCCCGACGACCGGGUGGGGCCCGGGGUGGCGGCUGAGACGGACGUGUCGGAGAGCGCCAUCGCUGGAGUUGAAGGAGCUUUUGGACAAAAGGGAGAGAAAGGAGAACCUGCAGUGAUCGAACCUGGCAUGUUGAUCGAGGGCCCUCCUGGACCUCCUGGCCCCGCUGGUCUUCCAGGUCCCUCCGGCCUCCAGGGGCCCCCGGGCACGUCUGGAGAUCCUGGUGAAAGAGGUCCUCCAGGACGUCCUGGUCUGCCUGGAGCUGAUGGUCUGCCUGGUCCUCCUGGUACAAUGCUCAUGCUCCCAUUCCGUUUUGGCGGCGAUGGCGAGAAAGGUCCCGUGGUGUCGGCUCAAGAAGCUCAAGCUCAGGCCAUCCUCUCCCAGGCCAGGCUGGCGAUGCGGGGACCCCCGGGGCCAAUGGGUUUGACGGGAAGAUCAGGACCAGUGGGUCUUCCUGGUUCUCCUGGACUUAAAGGUGAAAGCGGAGAUCCAGGUCCUCAGGGGCCUCGUGGCAUCCAGGGGCCCUCCGGACCUCCAGGCAAAGCAGGGAAGCGGGGCCGAGCCGGAGCAGACGGAGCCCGGGGGAUGCCUGGAGAGCCGGGGUCUAAGGGCGACCGUGGCUUCGAUGGACUUCCUGGACUUCCCGGUGAGAAAGGUCACAGGGGGGAGCCUGGACCUGCAGGACCCAUCGGAGCUCCAGGAGAGGACGGGCAGAGGGGUGAAGAUGGAGAGAUCGGGCCCCGGGGCCUCGCUGGAGAGAGUGGUCCCAGGGGUCUGCUGGGGCCUCGAGGACCACCCGGACCACCCGGAGCGCCCGGAGUCGCUGGAGUCGAUGGGCCUCAUGGACCAAAAGGAAACAUGGGACCACAGGGAGAACCCGGCCCCCCAGGACAGCAAGGCAUCCCGGGCACACAGGGCCUCCCUGGGCCUCAGGGCCCCAUCGGGCCUCCUGGAGAAAAAGGACCUCAGGGCAGGUCUGGGCUGCCGGGCCUCCCUGGAGCAGACGGGCCUCCGGGUCAUCCUGGUAAAGAGGGUCCACCUGGAGAGAAGGGAGGUCAGGGUCCCCCGGGUCCUCAGGGGCCCAUCGGAUACCCCGGCCCCCGUGGAGUGAAGGGAGCUGACGGCGUCCGUGGACUGAAAGGAGGAAAAGGAGAGAAGGGAGAAGACGGUUUCCCAGGAUUCAAAGGAGACAUGGGAAUCAAAGGAGACCGGGGGGAGCUGGGUUUGCCCGGCCCACGUGGAGAGGACGGUCCUGAGGGGCCCAAAGGCCGAGCGGGGCCCAACGGAGAGUCUGGACCCCUGGGUCCUGCUGGAGAAAAGGGUAAACUGGGCGUCCCGGGGCUGCCGGGGUAUCCAGGACGACAAGGACCGAAGGGCUCCAGUGGAUUCCCGGGCUUCCCAGGAGCCAACGGAGAGAAGGGCGCGAGGGGAAUCGCCGGAAAACCUGGUCCACGAGGUCAAAGAGGUCCAACGGGUCCGCGCGGCGCCAGAGGAGCCCGAGGUCCAACGGGAAAACCAGGACCUAAGGGCACGGCGGGUAACGACGGCCCCCCUGGUCCUCCCGGAGAGAGGGGACCUCAAGGACCUCAGGGACCGGUGGGCUUCCCUGGACCAAAAGGACCUCCAGGACCUCCAGGAAAAGAUGGGCUGCCCGGACACCCAGGACAGAGAGGAGAGACGGGUUUCCAAGGAAAGACGGGUCCUCCAGGUCCCGGAGGAGUCGUGGGGCCUCAGGGGCCCACUGGAGAGACUGGUCCCGUCGGUGAGCGAGGUCACCCUGGACCCCCCGGACCCCCUGGAGAGCAGGGUCUGCCCGGAGCCGGAGGGAAAGAGGGAGCAAAGGGAGAUCCAGGACCUCAGGGAUCCCCCGGUAAAGACGGUCCUCCAGGUCUGAGAGGUUUCCCCGGAGAGCGAGGUCUACCAGGCGCCCCGGGUCCUGCUGGUCUCAAAGGUGGAGAAGGCCCCCAGGGGCCCCCUGGUCCUGUGGGCUCUCCUGGAGAGCGAGGCAGUGCUGGACAGGCCGGUCCCAUUGGUCUGUCCGGUCGUCCCGGGCCCCAGGGCCCCCCGGGCCCCGCUGGAGAGAAGGGUGCACCUGGAGAGAAAGGCCCUCAGGGGCCCGCGGGUCGAGAUGGAGUCCAGGGUCCAGUCGGUCUGCCCGGGCCGGCGGGACCCCAGGGCCCACCCGGAGAAGACGGUGAUAAGGGCGAGGUCGGCGAGCCCGGACAGAAGGGAAGCAAAGCGGACAAAGGCGAACAGGGUCCUCCUGGCCCGCCCGGUCUCCAAGGUCCCAUCGGCGCCCCCGGUCCCGCCGGAGCAGAUGGAGAGCCCGGUCCCAGGGGUCAGCAGGGCAUGUUCGGACAGAAGGGAGACGAAGGCCCCAGAGGAUUCCCCGGUCCCCCAGGUCCCAUCGGUCUGCAGGGACUUCCUGGACCUCCUGGUGAAAAAGGAGAGAACGGCGACGUCGGCCCGAUGGGUCCGCCUGGUCCUCCUGGUCCCCGAGGUCCUCAGGGGCCGAGUGGAGCUGAUGGUCCUCAGGGGCCUCCCGGUGGUGUGGGUCCGGUGGGAUCUGUGGGGGAGAAGGGUGAACAAGGCGAAGCUGGAAACCCCGGACAACCCGGAGAGCCGGGCACAGGCGGACCCAAAGGUGAGAGGGGCGAGAAGGGAGAGGCGGGGCCCCCCGGAGCCGCCGGCCCCGCUGGAGCCAAGGGACCCCCCGGAGACGACGGUCCAAAGGGAAACCCCGGCCCCGUUGGAUUCCCUGGAGACCCCGGUCCUCCUGGUGAACCUGGUGUAGCUGGCACAGACGGAGAGGCCGGUGAGAAGGGAGAGGACGGCGAGGCGGGACAACCAGGACCCCCAGGACCCUCCGGAGAAGCCGGCCCGCCUGGACCGCCUGGAAAAAGAGGACCUCCUGGAGCUGCUGGUGCAGAGGGAAGACAAGGAGAGAAGGGAGCAAAGGGUGAGGCCGGGUCAGAGGGCCCCGCAGGUAAAACUGGACCAGUCGGACCCCAGGGACCCCCCGGAAAACCAGGCCCCGAAGGUCUGAGAGGCAUCCCCGGCCCCGUCGGUGAACAAGGUCUCCCCGGAGCUCCAGGACAGGACGGCCCGCCCGGGCCCAUGGGCCCUCCCGGACUCCCUGGUCUCAAAGGCGACCCCGGCUCUAAAGGAGAAAAGGGUCAUCCAGGUCUGAUUGGUUUGAUCGGGCCGCCCGGCGAGCAGGGAGAGAAGGGAGACCGCGGUUUGCCUGGACCUCAAGGAUCCCCCGGUGGAAAAGGAGACAAUGGCAUCGCUGGUGCGUCCGGGCCCCUCGGGCCCCCUGGUCCUCCUGGUUUACCUGGUCCUCAGGGGCCAAAAGGAGCCAAAGGUUCAACGGGUCCGGCCGGUGCUAAAGGAGACACCGGAGCGAUCGGUCCUCCAGGUGCUCCUGGUCCCCCCGGUGAGGUCAUCCAGCCCCUGCCCAUCUCGUCUCCAAAGAAGACCAAACGCUCCAGCGACACGCAGGCCGACGCGGCCGGAGGUUACAUGGACUACGGCGAGGGCAUGGAGGACAUCUUCAGCUCUUUGAACCUCCUCAAACAGGACAUAGAGCGUAUGAAGUACCCCAUGGGCACCCAGAACAACCCCGCCCGGACCUGCAAAGACCUGCAGCUGUCCCAUCCCGAGUUCCCAGAUGGCGAGUACUGGAUCGAUCCAAACCAGGGCUGCUCUGGAGACUCCUUCAAAGUUUACUGUAACUUUACGGCUGGCGGUGAAACGUGCAUCUACCCAGAUAAGAAGUCCAACGGGGUCAGAAUAUCGUCAUGGCCCAAAGAAACGCCAGGGUCAUGGUUCAGUGAGUUUAAGCGCGGGAAAAUGCUGUCCUACGUGGACGUGGAGGGGAGCUCGAUAAACAUGGUCCAGAUGACCUUCCUCAGGCUCCUCACGGCUUCGGCGCGGCAGAACUUCACCUACAGCUGUCACCAGUCUGUGGCGUGGCACGACUCCGCCAGCGACAGCUACGACAAGGCUGUGCGCUUCCUGGGAGCCAACGACGAGGAAAUGUCCUACGAUAAUAACCCGUACAUCAAAGCCCUGUCAGACGGAUGUGCGACGAGGAGCGGCUAUGCAAAGACUGUGAUGGAGAUCAAUACUCCCAAAAUUGACCAGGUUCCCAUUGUGGACGUUAUGUUGACUGACUUUGGGGACCCCAACCAGAAGUUUGGGUUCGAGGUGGGGCCUGUUUGUUUCCUUGGCUAAAUUUACAUCAGAAACACACACACGUUUUAUAAAAGACACGAUGGGGCCGAGAAGAAGAAGAAGAAGAAGAAGA